This is a messenger RNA of Chlamydomonas reinhardtii, 1220 nucleotides long. RefSeq lists its product as uncharacterized. NCBI's taxonomy places the organism in Eukaryota, Viridiplantae, Chlorophyta, Chlorophyceae, Chlamydomonadales, Chlamydomonadaceae. Bases 66 to 797 code for a protein of 243 amino acids. The record is from RefSeq and is a predicted model, not a curated record. The transcript is spliced from 8 exons.
AUAUAGUUACACAACCAUAGGAACACAACAGAAGAACAGCAUUACCUCAAGCUACAGAACAAAACAUGUUCGGCCAGCUAUCGCGCCGUGUGGCCGCCACAGCCGUCGCCGGGGCCAAUGCCAGCGCAGCAUCGCCUGCCGGCGCGAUCAAGCUGUUUUCGGCCGCGUUCGCCAGCGGCGGCAGCGGCAGCAGCGGCGGCGGCAGUGGCGUGAAGGACGCCAUUGACCGCGUGGCGGAGAAGGUCCACAGCGCCACGGAGAGGGCCAAGGAGGGCAUCAAGCACGCGGCUGACAGCGCCGCACACACCAUGGACAACCUGGCGGGCCGCACGCGGGAGGGUGUGGACAGCGCCAAAGCCGCCGCCUCCGAGUACAAGGAACGGGCCAAGCAGACCGCCAACGUAUACACGGCGGGUGCACGGGAGGGGCUGGAGGACGCCCGCCACACCGCCAGUGACGCCGCCGCCAGCGCCACGCAGGCGGUCAAGGACACAAUGCGCAACGCCCGUGACACGGUGUCUGAGACCCGGCAGGCCGCCACUGACCGCGCCGCGGACGCCUUCGCCUCCGCCACCAUGCCCACCGGCGGCGCGCACGAGUCCGCCUCAGGCAGCAGCACCAACACCAGCGGCGCCAGCAGCACUGGCGGCACUGACCCGCUGAGCGCCACCACCACCGGCCGGCCGGGGGUGGACGAGGCGGGCCGUGCGGCGGGCGAGGUGGUGGGCGAGGUGGGGGAGGCAUUCCGCUCUGGCAAGCGUGAGGGCCAGGACCGCGCCAAGGACCGGCAGCCGUGAAACGUAUGGCCUUCAAUCAAAGCAAGCCAUGGGGGCGAGAUGGUGGUUGCGUGUCGAUGCAAGUAAGAGGUUCGCUGCCGUUCCCUGUUGAAGCGCGGGCGCGGCGGCAGCAACUAGAUAGCGGCGUGGCAGCCCUAUCUCCGCAGGCUGUGGGCUGGCGGCGGGAUAGUCGGGGGCAAGCAAGCGUGCGUGUGCGCGCGUGGGCACGCAAGGCAGGUCAGGGGCAGGGGCGCCAGCUGUGGCGGCUGCGGCAAGGUGUGUUAGGGGUUAGGGCCUUAAGAGUUGAGUGAAGUUACAGUUGCUGGAGGCACUCCCUGCUGUUGGAGCUGGUAUGCUGGUGGGUAGAGAUAGAGGAGCUGGGGCUCUGAUGGUGUGUUUGCAGUGCUCGUGCAAACAUGCAGCCGCGUGUAACCGAGUCGGCCC